Molecule: messenger RNA, 1263 nt
Organism: Phascolarctos cinereus (koala)
Lineage: Eukaryota; Metazoa; Chordata; Mammalia; Diprotodontia; Phascolarctidae
Gene: LZIC
Product: leucine zipper and CTNNBIP1 domain containing
Biological process (GO): negative regulation of Wnt signaling pathway
Cellular component (GO): nucleus; cytosol; beta-catenin destruction complex
Molecular function (GO): beta-catenin binding
Source: RefSeq, a predicted model, not a curated record
UGCGUCAGCGCGCACGCGCAGGAAGGAGCGGGGGCCCUGCCCGGGGCGGCCUUCCCGCUCGCGUGGCCGUCCGGCUGGAGCCUCCAGGUACAUUUAUCCAUCUUUCUAUGAAAAAUUAAAAUGGCUUCUAGAGGAAAGACAGAGACAAGUAAAUUAAAACAGAACUUAGAAGAACAAUUGGACAGACUAAUGCAACAGUUGCAAGAUCUGGAAGAAUGCAGAGAAGAGCUUGAAGCAGAUGAAUAUGAAGAAACCAAAAAAGAAACUUUGGAACAGCUGGGUGAAUUCAAUGAUUCGCUGAAGAAAAUUAUGUCUGGAAACAUGACUUUGGUAGAUGAACUAAGUGGGAUGCAACUGGCCAUCCAGGCGGCCAUCAGCCAGGCCUUUAAAACACCAGAGGUUAUCAGAUUGUUUGCAAAGAAACAGCCAGGGCAGCUGCGGACAAGAUUAGCAGAGAUGGACAGAGACCUGAUGGUUGGAAAACUGGAAAGAGAUGUAUACACCCAACAGAAGCUGGAGAUACUGACCGCCCUGCGGAAACUUGGAGAAAAGCUAACUGCCGACGAUGAGGCCUUCCUGUCCACGAAUGCAGGCGCCGCCCUCAGCCAGUUUGAGAAAGUCUCCUCUGACCUUGACGCCCCACUCCGCCACCUGAUGAGGUUGUAGUUCACUGCACAGGAGCACCUGCUGAUCACCAUCUCGUGCUUCCAUCCUCUUCCUUUCACGGCAAUCCCUCAGCAGUCUGCUUUUUUAGUUAUUAUCUCAGCAAGAAAAUGAGGAACAGAUGCUGUCCAAGCCCCUUUGGGAAGGGGCUCUGGGGACCUUAAGCCUAGUUUUUUGUUUUGUUUUGUUUUCAAACUAAGUCAUGACCUUCUAGGACAUAACUUGGCUUUAAUCACGUGUGUUUUGAAGCUGAUUUUCCUUUAAAGUGACCUUGGUUAGACAUCUGGUUGAAGUGACCGAGUUUGUAGCGCCCAGAAAAACAAGAGGCCCCGUGGCCCCGCGGGCUUCUCUCACCUGAGGCGAGCUCUCGACCACUGGCAAAUUUGACACCUCUUCCGAGAUGUCCUUUGGGAUGAGCGCUCCCCAAAGUCUGCCCAGGGUGGAAUGUAGUAGGAAAUCAUUGGAGAGAGAGUGUAUCCUUAAUGGUUCUGUCUGUGCUGUGGAAUCUGCGGGCGAUCUGGUGUUUCCUUAAAGGAGAGACCUUGACAAGUGAAUCACAUGCUAUGCAAACCAUAGUCAUUAAAUACUUUUUAAACUUGA